Messenger RNA from Soboliphyme baturini, 573 nucleotides. NCBI's taxonomy places the organism in Eukaryota, Metazoa, Nematoda, Enoplea, Dioctophymatida, Soboliphymatidae. The record is from the annotation of a GenBank genome assembly.
AUGUGGAAUCGAUCAUUUUCGCUGGUCGAUAGCGGCUCCGAGAUUUACGAAACAAUGGACAUGUCCGAAACAUACAUGUAUUCAGACUUCAGCUCGGACUAUACCAUGCCACCACCGCCGCCACCGAAGGUUCCACAACCGGAGGUGAAGAAGCAGGAGAUCGUUCACUUAUGUCUGUACAAGUUGCAGACGCUGGCACAGCAACAACGGGACACGUCGUUGCGGAAGUCGGUACUUAUAUCGAACACGUUGCGUUUGCUGCAGAACGAGAUGCUGAGUCGCAGAUACAACCAGUUGCCGGCACCCACCAGUCAGGGGGACUUGGAUGCCAUGGAGUGGUCGCUGCACAUGGCCGAUAACAACGACUCUAGCUACUGCACCGGGCUGGGCUCCGUCGACUCGGUCGCUGAGGAGGAAAUAGCGGAUGAAGACGAUGAAGAAUUGGACAAGAAGAUCUGGUCGAUGUUUCCGGAGGGCGACCAGACGAAUGUGGAGAUAGUGCCCGAUGCUUGGUUCGAAAACACGCCGUCGUUGCCCAGUGGCAAGUGUAACGAAGCGAAAGUGAUACAGUAG